AUUUGAAAGGUGUAGUUCCACAUUUCCAUUAUGAGUGGUUUCCUCUGUGUAAGGAGUCUGACUCAGGGGAUCCCAGUUUUGUUCUCAGAAGAAUGUUCAAACCACCAGAGGUGGUCAGCUAAAGUUCAUCCCAGAGACAUCCGUUUUGGGUCAGUCACCAUCCACAUCUGCUCCCUGGUUCUGUUUUCGGUGGGAGUCUAUCAGCUCCUGGUCCAAAUAGAGACAAUUCCAGCACAAACUUAUGAAGUUGGGACAUUUGUGCUGCUGUGCAAUCCUUGGCUGAGAGGUGAGUCCAUAUACAUGCCACAGAAGGCGAGCAUAGAGGAGUAUGUUAAGAGUGAUUAUGGACUGGUAUACAUGGGCAGUUGUCAAAAUGUACAGAGUCGUUUGAAAAGGAUAUAAUACGGUGUGUUUGGAUUUGAGCAGUAUGACCCAGGAGUUCUGGAGGCAUGUCUGGCGCUACUGCAAGUCAGCCCACAGCACCAAGAUAACAACCACGAAGACUACAUCUCAUGAGCAAACCCUGUGUACCUCUCUCUGGUCAUCUGUGCCAUGGUAAAUGCCAACGAUGAUUUGGAAAUUCUGCUUGGAAAAUGGGAGCAUGACUACCGUGACGGUGUCAAGCCAACAGCUUGGACCGGAAGUGCUAAAAUCCUCCAACAAUGGCUCUCAUCCAAAUUCAAGCCUGUGCGCUACAGGCAAUGCCUGGUCUUUGCAUCGGUCCUCUGCACAGUUAUGAGAGUGCUGGGGAUUCCCUCCAGGAAGGUGGUGACAUUUUUCAAUGCAGCCCAUGACACUGAUGCCAACACCACCAUUGAAGAGUACUACACAACCAACGGGGAGAAGUGCUUGUCCAGAGACAGCAUUUGGAACUUCCAUGUAUGGGUGGAGUGCUGGAUGAGGAGAUCGGACCUCGGUCCAGGAUUUGAUGGUUGGCAGGUUGUUGACCCAACACCGCAAGAGAGGAGUCGAGGAAUAUUCCGAUGCAGUCCGUGUCCGGUUGCUGCCAUCCGUGAACGCUGCUUUUCCGUGAAGUUUGACACCCCGUUCCUUUACGCCUCUGUUGACAGAGACAUCCGUUGUCUUAUUUUGCACAAUGGGGUUGAGGUUGGGCAAAAAGUGGACACUGGGACUGUGGGACAGCUUAUAUGCACCAAAAGCGUCAGCUCAGAUGCUCUAAAUGCUUAUAUCUGUCUUUGUUUAAAUGCUCUUGCUGUCUUUUUCAGAAAUAAUCCUUCUUUAAAUGUUUUUUUUUUUCAUCUCUCUUUUUUCUCAAAGUCUGCUUCAGCUCACACUCAGCUACAGACACUAGGGCAUGCAGGACGUCUCCUUGUUCUCUGCAGAUGUCCUUGUUGGGUGGGUUUCCUUCAUCCAGGCGAGAAGAUAGAGAAGAAAGUGUCCAUCAAGGCCACUUCACAUGGAACUAAGCUGCUAGUAGCUACUUUGUCACACAGCAACAACUACAUCACUGUUUCCAAGAGUUACCACAAAGUUUCUGUCAGGGCCCCAUGGUUAUGAAUCUAUUUUACCAACUCAACUCAAAUCAAAAUGUGAAUGUCUAAAUUCACUUAAUUAGAAUAUUUUAAAUAUUUGUAUAAAAAUUGUAUUUGUGUAGCUUUUUUAUAACAUAACACAAGAUAUAUGGCAUGCAAUUCACUGAUAAAACAAAAUAUUCGAAUAAUAAAUGGACCAUUGAUGCUCAGCUGUUACCAUAGAAAUACAAGGCAUUGACUAAUUCAAACGAGUAAUUUUUUAAAAUUUUAUCCCUACACAAUUUUGAAACAGAGCAAUAAUAGUGUGCAGUCACAGGGGGAUGUUACAAGUGACUAUAAAUACCCCAGACAUUAAAAGUAUCAAAUCACCUGUAAAGGUUAACAGGCUGGCAGAACAACAAACAAACUCUUAAAGGAAAGUCUGAAACUCUGAAGUUUGGUUCUAUUUAUUGGUUUUGAGCAGUAAAUAGUCAAUUAUCUUUGCAUUUUACUUCAAAGGUUUUAUUUAGAGUUUAAGCUGUUUUAGAUGGCUUAAGGUUUACAGCACAGCAGCCUUUCUUGCUUGCUUAUCCUUGUUGUGUUUCCACUUCAGUCACCAGGACAAAAAAGAAAUGACAGGUUCAAAAAUGAAGCCAAAAGAAGUCCCUGGAUAGGUGGCGGUACUCUUCAUUUGCCAAGGAUUUUUUGUUGUUAUUUUUGAUUGAGGUGGGAGUGUGCUGAGCAUGUUUGUUUGUUUUUUUCUUAUUUUAAUUUAGUCACGCUUGUAUAAAAUAGUGAAAUGGAUGAAUGGAAUAUUUAAUAAAUUAAAAUUCUGUUAUUUUCCA
This is a messenger RNA of Xiphophorus couchianus (Monterrey platyfish), 2317 nucleotides long. RefSeq names its product protein-glutamine gamma-glutamyltransferase 5. Gene Ontology annotation, molecular function: protein-glutamine gamma-glutamyltransferase activity. Gene Ontology annotation, cellular component: mitochondrion. Gene Ontology annotation, biological process: peptide cross-linking. The record is from RefSeq and is a predicted model, not a curated record. Lineage: Eukaryota; Metazoa; Chordata; Actinopteri; Cyprinodontiformes; Poeciliidae.